AUGCACACAAAAAGUAUCAAAGGAUUUCAAAAAGUGCAAGGUGAGUAAAAUUUGGAAAAACGCGAAACCGCCAAAAAAUCGGCUGGACAAAAUGAUAUGACCACGUGGUUUAAUUCAAUCUUUUACUAAUAACCACAAUUUAACAAACAAUCCUAGUAAUGAGUGAGUCCUCCACUGAUUACUAGGACUGGUAUGGGGACACGUUCGGCCAGGUUUAGACGGGUUUGAACGCGUUAAACCAUGUUUGAUGCAGAGCUACCCAAACUGGUGAUUUUCUUCCAUUGACGCUUUCCAAAAGUUUUAAAUGACGUUUUUAUCAUGUGAUCUAGACUUGUAAUCACCUGUAAAACUUUCGCUUUUCGCACGAAAUCCAUGGUGGUCUGGUAGUGUGGAUUCAGCAAACAUCCGGUUACCAUGUCCAGCUUUGGCGACCCAUUAGCUAUUUGACCCUGGGGAUAGAUGUGCUUCUUAGGUUUAAAAUGUAACCCGGAAUCUCUCUAGAAACCGACGAAGCCAAGAAAAGUCCCCGCUGACACGAUCACAGCUUUGCAGAUGCAACUUUGCCGACCUUCACCUUAACCAGCAAAACCGAGUUUUUCAAAUGGAUUUUUAGAGAUGCAAAACGGCUUUCAAACGAUGGCCUAUGUAAUUUUAGAACCUACAGCACACCUCAUGCAUCCUGGGCCAUCAAAUGAACUGUUUUUUGUCGCUAACGAUCCCUUUGGAAAACUUGGCUUUUCUGGUUAAGGGGCACAUCGGUGCAGUUGCAUCUGCAAAGCUGAGAUCGUGUCAGCGGGGACUUUUUUUGGCUUCGCCGGUUUCUAGAGAGAUUCCGGGUUACAUUUUAAACCUAAGGAGCACAUCUAUCCCCAGGGUCAAAUAGCAAAUGGGUCGCCAAACCUGGACGUGGUAACCGGAUGUUUGCUGAAUCCACACUACCAGACCACCAUGGAUUUCGUGCGAAAAGCGAAAGUUUUACAGGUGAUUACAAGUCUAGAUCACAUGAUAAAAACGUCAUUUAAAACUUUUGGAAAGCGUUAAUGGAAGAAAAUCACCAGUUUGGGUAGCUCUGCAUCAAACAUGGUUUAACGCGUUCAAACCCGUCUAAACCUGGCCGAACGUGUCCCCAUACCAGUCCUAGUAAUCAGUGGAGGACUCACUCAUUACUAGGAUUGUUUGUUAAAUUGUGGUUAUUAGUAAAAGAUUGAAUUAAACCACGUGGUCAUAUCAUUUUGUCCAGCCGAUUUUUUGGCGGUUUCGCGUUUUUCCAAAUUUUACUCACCUUGCACUUUUUGAAAUCCUUUGAUACUUUUGGGGUACAUGUUACAUUGCUCCAUACUCACUUUCACCAAAUAUUAAAGCAAUUCAUUUACUAUGGACAAAUUGCCAGCGCAAAAAUGUGGUGACCAUAUCAUUUUGUCCAGCACUGUACAACGAUCGGUGCUUUAGCAGUCCAUUCUGGCAAGGUUUUUUCAAGUUCUUUGAGGUUUGCCUGUAUUCGACCUCCCUUUUAUCGCUUCUUUAUGCGUUUUCCGGAUUAUUAAUGUAAGUCGCAUAUGGUACACUGAAAAUUUUUUGAUGUUCAGUUCGAUUCCCUGUGGACAUUUGGGACCAUGCAGGGUGUCUGGUCGCUUAAUCGACUUUUUGGAGCGGGAUUUACGUGAUUUGGCACUUCUGUGGAUCCUUUGCAUGAAGACAAUGUUCUGCAUAUCCCGAUGUAAAAACAAUGACAAAAGGGACCUUCAUUUUUUGUUCAAUGUAAGUCAGGUGUUCUAAAGACAAUGUUUAUGACUAACAGGGGAAGUAUUCCAAGUGCGACGCUCAGAUUUUGAUGAAACCUGGCACAAAUUUAGAAUAAUUUUUUCUAAAAUAUAUGCGAGAAUCUUAGCUCGCGCUUUGCAGAAACAACCUCGAUUUUUAGAUCGAAAGUGGGUGGAAAUUUGACACUUUUUGCCGAAUUUCGGCACGAAAAGUUUCAUGCCUAUUUCUACCAUAGAGUGUGAUGUUUCCACAAAAAAUCAAUUUCUUCCGCACGAAACUAGCAAAGGUAUAGCCAAAAGGUGUUUUCCACUCUGUCCGCUCUCCGUAUUUAGCGUACUCUCUCGGCGGCAAAGAUCGUUCGAUAUCUCAUCGGCGCCCGCAAAGCGCGAGCUAAAACUUUCAGGAAUUGUUACUUAGUUCAUGCCCGACGUGUGUUCAAAAUUUGAAGAAGGUCGGACUUUGGGUACUUUCCUUAAAAAUCUUUGAUUUUCAGUACGAUCAUGAGCUCGUGGAAGGUUGUCAGUUUCGUGCUGAUCAAAUCCGCGAGAUCGGAGGGACGGAUUCCCAAAUUAUCGAAGAAAUGAGAGCAAACAAGCUGUCUGACUGGGAAUUGGAAAUGGUUUUGGCAUCUCCACUGAAGAGAAAUGUUUAUUAUACAACUUUGUUUUAUUGCCGACUUUUUCAUCGGACCUUGUUCACCAUGACAGCCAUAUUAUUAUUUGCUUUGUUGAUUAACACAUUGUUUGUUGCUGACAAAAUGUUCAUUGUUGAAGGAUAA
This is a messenger RNA of Bursaphelenchus xylophilus (pine wood nematode), 2539 nucleotides long. The record is from the annotation of a GenBank genome assembly. NCBI's taxonomy places the organism in Eukaryota, Metazoa, Nematoda, Chromadorea, Rhabditida, Aphelenchoididae.